AUGUCCUCUCCUGCUAUCGGGGCCAAGAAUAUGCUCAUUUCUCUGACAUUGGUAUUGGCCAGUACCAAUACCUACACUAAUGGUGUUAUAUCUCUUUUCAUUAUCUGUGGUAUUUGUUACCAAGAGGGAUACACCCUCCAGAGACUGAGGUAUCAUAAUGAAUCAGGCCUUAUGGCUGAAGUCCAUGUGAUAGGCCAGGUUACUGGAGCAAGUGGAUUUGGCAGAAGUUCCCUUUUCUGCAAGUGGACUCUACAGCUUGGUGGAGGGUGGAGAGUCAUUGAAGGACUGGCUGAAGGGCAGACCCAAGCAGAUUGCUCCGAGGUUGGCGAUACAGUCAGCUGGUGUCAUCCUGUUGAUAUUCAUUUAGCUACACGUGGUAUUCAGGGAUGGCCACGGCUAAUGGUUCAGGUUUACAGGCAAGAUGAUUUAGGUCGUUUUGACCUCUGUGGUUAUGGCAUUAUUCAUGUACCAAGUCGACCUGGACAUCACUCAGUCGACUGCCCUACUUGGAGACCGACAGGGACAUUUGCAGAGGAAUUAAGGCGAUCCUUCUUAGGUGGUGGACCACAGCUACUGUCUACGGAGUUUAUACAUUCUGGAUUAGAACGCUAUAGGUUGCGCACUAUACCAUCAGGCACUGUCCACUUCAACUUAGGGAUUAUCCUCAGGAACUUUGACAAGUAUGGAGUGAUGUACUAG
This is a messenger RNA of Penaeus vannamei (Pacific white shrimp), 699 nucleotides long. The record is from RefSeq and is a predicted model, not a curated record. NCBI's taxonomy places the organism in Eukaryota, Metazoa, Arthropoda, Malacostraca, Decapoda, Penaeidae.